This is a messenger RNA of Prorocentrum cordatum, 696 nucleotides long. The record is from the annotation of a GenBank genome assembly. Lineage: Eukaryota; Dinophyceae; Prorocentrales; Prorocentraceae.
AUGUUCUUUUGCGUCCAUGAGAAUCGUAGAGGAGGAGCCCCCAUGGGAGAAAUCCCAGGGAAAUCCUCCAUGGGAAUCCCUGGGGGUCCUGGGGGCACCUCUGGCAACGCCCGGCACAUGCUGGAGCACGUGCUCGGCAGCCUGCAGCAGGUGCCUGGGCUCCUGGGCGCGCCCCGCGUCCUCGUGUGCGACGGGCUCGUGGAGGCGGGUGCGUCGCGCAAGCCGCAGCACAAGGCCGGCAGGGUCACGCCCGACGACGCGUCGAGGUACCGCGAGUUCGUCGCCCGCGUGCGGUCACUCGCCGCCGAGGGCGAGGGGCCCUUCGCGGACUUGCAGGUUGUCGAGUGCACGGAGCACCAGGGCUUCGGGUUCGCAGUGAAGCGCGCGCUGCAGGAAGUGCGGACCGCCUUCGUCCUCGUGGUGCAGCACGACCAGGAGGUCGUGCGGGCCUUCGACUUGCCCGCCGUGCUCCUCGCCAUGGGCUCCCACCCGGACCGCCUGAAGUACGUGGGGCUGUGCAGCACCACGACGAGGAACUACGAGGCGAUGGUGCUCUCGAAGUACCAGCCAUCAGACUCGCCAGCACCUCGGAGUUCGGCGUGCCCUUGGUGCCACUGCUCUUCUUCUACGACAAGCCGCACAUCUGCUCCGCCCGCCACUACCGCGAGGUGGUGCUCGGCGAGGGCUCCCCUGUGA